GUUUGUGACGGUCCCCUGGUGUUUCUGGUUUAAGUGUAGGGCUGUAAGAUGGCCCUUCCCCGGCUGCUGCCCAGGGCGCUGGCCCCGCUGGCCCGAGGGCUGGCCCGGCCGGGCUGCGGGCGGGCUCUGCAGCGGGCGGCCUCUGCCUCGGCUCCGGCGGCUCCAGACUUCAAUAGUUUUGUCAUUCGGACCAACACUUGUGGAGAGCUGCGUUCUGCUCAUGUGGGGCAAGAGGUCACACUGUAUGGAUGGAUUCAGUAUCAAAGACAAGGCCUGUUUCUGGUUUUGAGGGAUUUCCAGGGACUGACCCAGAUCAUCCUUCCACAGGAUGAGGCACAUUCCCACGUGAAGAAGCUCUUGUCUAAUGCCCCAGUGGAGUCUGUUGUGCGAGUGACUGGAAUUGUGUCCUCUCGGCCCCCAGGACAGGAGAAUCCGAAAAUGCCAACGGGGGAUAUUGAAGUGAAGGCGGAGACUGCAGAGAUUCUAAACUCCUGCAAGAAGCUUCCUUUUGAAAUCAAGGAUUUUAUCAAGAAAUCGGAGGCCUUGCGGAUGCAGUAUCGCUACUUGGACUUGCGUAGCUUCCAGUUGCAGUAUAACUUGCGGCUGAGAUCACACAUAGUGAUGAGGAUGCGGGAAUAUCUGUGUAACCUCCAUGGGUUUGUGGAUGUAGAAACUCCAACGCUCUUUAAAAGAACCCCAGGGGGAGCAAAAGAAUUCCUUGUGCCCUCCAGGGAAGCGGGCAAGUUCUACUCUCUGCCGCAGAGUCCUCAGCAGUUCAAGCAGCUCCUCAUGGUUGGAGGCCUGGACAGGUACUUUCAGGUUGCUCGCUGCUACCGAGAUGAAGGUUCACGGCCUGACAGGCAGCCUGAAUUCACUCAGAUAGAUAUCGAGAUGUCAUUUGUAGAUCAAGCUGGGAUCCAGAGACUGAUAGAGGGCCUCCUGCAAUAUUCCUGGCCUGAGGAAAGAGGCCCCAUUAUGACUCCUUUCCCUUCCAUGACAUACAAGGAGGCACUGGCUGACUAUGGGACUGAUAAACCAGACACUCGUUUUGGGAUGAAGAUAGUGGAUAUCAGUGAUUUUUUACGAAGAUUGGACAUUCAGUUUGUGCAGAAUGCGCUCAGUUACCCACAUGGCACUGUGAAAGCCAUUUGUAUCCCUCAGGGAGCGAGAUAUCUUAAAAAUAAAGAUUUGGAGUCAUUAAAGGAGUCUGCAAAAUCCCAGUUUAACCAGGAAAUCAUGGAAAUUAUCUGCAGGCCUGAUGGAAGCUUGAAGUCUCUGCUUACAAAGUUUCUUGGUGAGAAGCAGCAGUUGGAGCUUAUCCAAGUGCUGAACAUGCAGGUGGAUGAUGUGGUACUGCUGGCAGCUGGUGAACACAAGCAAGUGUGCUCUGCAUUAGGAAGCCUACGGUUGGAGAGUGCUGACCUCCUUGAGGCGGCUGGGCUGGUACUCCGUGAUCCUACAGCUUUUCACUUUCUGUGGGUGGUGGAUUUCCCCCUUUUCCUCCCAAAGGAAGAGAAUCCCACUGAACUGGAAUCUGCUCAUCACCCCUUCACUGCUCCUCAUCCUUCAGAUACCAGCCUCCUCUAUUCUGAUCCCACAAAGGCCCGUAGCCAGCACUAUGACCUUGUGCUGAAUGGCAAUGAAGUUGGAGGAGGCUCCAUCAGAAUUCAUAGUGCAGAACAACAGCGUUUUGUGCUGGAGAAAGUGCUGAAGGAGGAUUCUGAGGUGCUUUCCCAUCUGCUUGAGGCUUUGGAGUUUGGAGCUCCACCUCAUGGAGGAAUCGCUUUAGGACUUGACAGGCUGAUCUCUCUCAUCGUUGAUGCUCCAAGUAUCCGAGAUGUCAUUGCUUUUCCUAAAUCCUUCAGGGGACGAGACCUUAUGGGCAAUGCUCCAGACUAUGUCACUCCAGAAGAACUAGAGCCAUAUCACAUCCAGGUUUCCUGGCCUCUUGCAGAAAGAGGCAAGGAAAAACUUUAAAGCCAGUGAUGAGAUGACAAGAAAUCUGUGGCAGUAUAGCAGGGUUGCCAGUCUUCUGUGAAUUCUGCCUGGUCCUGCAAACCUGGUGCUACAGUGGUGAGUGAUGCAGCAGCAAGUUACUCGCAAGUAACUGUUCAUCCCUUUCCCACAUCAGAACAGCCACAGUGCAGGAGUGACUGUACAGAGUAGAGCAUGGGCUCUAGCAGCUUCCUACCAGACCAGGCCACUUGGCUCUGCUCUGUAGCGUAUAGGAAGCCCUCUGCAGAGGUACUCCAGUAGGUGUUCUUAACUCUGUGUUUAAGUUGGAGAAAGCAGAGAAUUGUUGGGAGGAAAGGUGGAAGGUGAAGAAGCUGAGGAAAAGAGAAGGAAGCGAUCACCUGAAUAAGUCAGGAAGAUGGUGCAAAGGAAGAAAAAGGAGAGCUACUGUGUCCCAGGUGGGAAGGGACAGCAAGAGGCAUCUGCUAGAGGAACUGCAUGAGGAGAGACAGAAGACUGCAGUUGUCUGAGCUGAUACUGAACUCCAGCCUUCUGCAAGAGAUCCUAUCCUGCAGAUUCUAACAGCUGCUGGGCUGCUCCAAAGGUUAUCAGCUAAUUCAGUCUCCACACUGUGGGAUAACAUUACAUGGUGGUGCACACUGUUGGCUUUUUUAAAUACUGGACUGUCCUGUUGAUAAAGAGCAAGGGAGGUGGCUCUUCUCCUUAAGGUUGUGAUUUUUGAGUACUUUAUACUGCCUAAAAGUGCCAUCGAUAGACAAGUAACAGUAGAGCUGACUUGCUGCUGCUUUGCAGAUUAUAAGAUGAUGGAGUUAUGUGUGUGAAAGAAAACUUCAAUCCUUUCUUAUCUCAUGUUAUGAUUGUUAUCGUCAGUUUCAGAGCGUGGUUAAAUACUAUUUAAAAAAAAAAAAAACAAAGAACGAAAAACACCACAAUCCUGGAUUUGUAUUCACAUUCAUUCUAGUCAUACACUUUGAAUUUCUUAAUUUUUUUUCCUUGUAUGAGCUAUUCAUUCUUAUAUUGAAAUUAAUUCACCUUUGUUUUACUUCCACCUUUUUUUUUUUUUUUUUUUUUCCUCUGAGUAGAAGCUGUCAGUAAUGGAGUGAGGAUGAGUUUUCAGAGAGAAGCUGAGCUGAAAAUUGGAUCCCUAAGCAGAUACAUGUUAAAAACAAUUUUGUUUUUGUGGGGAGGAGAGUCACCUCGUGAGAGUUACACUAGAUAUUUUUGUUCCUUUAACUUGUAAGUGGUGACAUGGAAUACAGCCACUACAAGGCUAUAUAUUAUAUUCAUACUGCUUUUUUUGAGGAUGCUGGAUUUUAUUUAGUUUCCUUACUGGUAGUAAGAUUAAGAUUUGCAUGGAAUUUGCUUGAGGAUCACCUGUGUUCCUAAAGCAGGGAUGUCAGAGGCUUGCUUGAGGACGUGGAAUCACAGAAAAGAAUUAUUCUGAAAAAUUCUUCAUUCCCCCCCGACUAUUAUUUACAGUAACUGUAAACAUAAUGUGCUGAACUUUUUUUUUUUUAAUUGGGAAAUAAGGGGUACUGUAUCAUUUGGGUAGUAACUGUUUGAAAAGGCAAAUGCUGUUUACAUCUGAAGAGUCCUAGUUCUUUAAAUUAGGAUUAUCAUCAAGUGUUGAAAGGGUAACUGCUACUCGGAGAGGUUUAGGCAGAAAUGUAACACUGCCUGGAACAUUCUUCUCGAGAGCACUUGUUAAACAUGAGCAAGCCAUCCCUGAGGCAUACACAUCCCUCUUUCUUGUGCAGGCUGUUUUGUGAUGUUUGUUUACCCACUGUUAUAUUAAGGACUCACUGCAGUUGUAAGUGUGUGACACAGCUAGGAUCAGCUACAGUGGAAAAAAAUGCAACAAAACAUGUCGUAUGAGCUGCUGCAGUCCUGCCACAAUUAGGUCAGUGGAAAAGAGGUAUCCCAAAUUUACGCAAGCCAUCUGUGCUUGGAUUUGUGAAUGAAGGUGGCUUACGCUACCAGUGUGUGGAUUUGCCAGUGGUUGUGUGAAUGUUGCCACAGAGGAGACAUUAAUUGUUUUGGUUUUUAUAGAGCAUUGUGUAAGGUUUCACUUGGGCUUGUGGAAGCCUGAUCUACAGAAAAUCACUUUUAAACCGCAAUCUAGUUGGCAUGCUUAGCUGCAUAUUUUGGUAGAAGCAAGGGUAGACAGACAUUACAAAGAAAUACAUGUAAAUAAGCGGUGGUCAUAUUGCACACCAAUACCUCAUGCUUGCUGGAGAAAAGCCGCUGGCCUGUGAUCCUGAAAAUAGAUGUUAAAACCACUUCAGUUUAGCACAAUGUCCAUCAGAAACACCUGCUGAAAAUAAGCUACAGCAUAACCACAAACUGCAAGCUUUCACAGAGCCCUUGUUGCUUCUACUCUCCUUUCUUUUUCCUGUAUGAGACAGAACUAUGGAGAAGUGUUGUGAUGCCAGCUAUGCUAGAAGAUGCAAAGUCCUGGCCUCCUCUAUUAAGAGUUAAUCUUUAAGUAGUCUUUUAUUAGAGAUGUGGUGUGUAAGAAAAGGUUGGUGGAUCUGUAUUGCUGUGUGGUUUGUGUUGGUUGGCUUUUUUUCCCUUCCUCAUGGAGCACAGGUCUCCAGGCCCAAGCCAGAUAAGCAGCGUGAAUGUGCUCAUCAACCUAAUGAGACUCCAGAGUCCUUGAAGGUGCCUUUAUACUACUUCUUUUUGUCCAAAGAGCAAGUAGUAAUACAAUUAGUAUACGCAGACUCCUCCCUGUGUCGGAGGUACUAAUGAGGCUGUUGGCUGUUACCAGAAAUGCCCCCUGGCACACGGAGGAACCUCCCAUGCUACAGUGUGUAUGCAUGUAAAAUUAGUAACAAAACCCGUAUCACUACUAUCUCCAGAUUCCUGCAGUGAUUUCCACUUGUCAUUGUGACUCCUGUGCUCUUUCUUCAACUUCUUCAAUGUGUGUAUAUGUUAUGGACAAGAGAAUUGCUCAGCCUCUGGGUACUCUACCUGCAGCAGUUGGCUUUGUUGGGAAUAGAAUCACCAGCUGGACACAGGUGCUGCCUGAGGAUUUGGUUUGGGUCUUUGCUGGUACGGAUCAGCUUGUGAUGGUUGAGUGUGUUCCCUGACAUGGUCUUCUCAACUCCAGAGAACUUAAUGACUAGCGUAGAUGGGAUGUGCACAUUCAGAUGGGUUAGGGAUAGGAUUGUAUAAGGAGUGCUCUUGCAGGAGCCAGAGUUGUGUGUAAGGCCUCUGUACUCCUUUAACCCUGCCAGCUUGCUAAUUUUCUUCUGUUAGAUCUGAACAAAACACUGGUAAAAUGAAGAGACAGUUUAUUCCCCACCUGUAGGGGAACUGGCUCUGUGUAUGUUUCAAUAGAUCUGGCUGGAACAACCCUCUAGUAAGUUUAUACUACCCUUUUCUAACAUCAGAGAUAAGUUUCUGCUGUGUUUCAGUAUUUUUUUUUCCCUUUCCAGAACAGGAGUGUAGCAUGCUGGUGGGAUUCUCAGCAGCCAAAGUGUGGAUUUGGGUUGUUUUUUUUCUGAAAAGUUUCCAGGCAGCCUAUCCAGAAUAUUUCUGGUUGGACCAAGCUGGGAAGAGAUUGCAGCGUUUGAUUUCGGCCACCCCAGAUGGCUUGGGAGAGUUUGGCUGCGAGGGUUUUGUACAAACUGCCAUAAAGACAGGAACUGUUUUCAGAACUCAGACUGGAGUUUAAUCCUAUGUUGUGCUGGUAUCUAUCUCUCUAGAGUUAGCUAAAUUACAAUAUAACUUCACAGCAGCUUUGUGUAAUCCUAUGCUGCAGAUACCCAGAGGUUCAGGGUGCUGAUUAAUUCCCAGUUCUGUUGAAAACAGACCACUGCUAUAUGAAAAUAUUAUAAUUAGUAGCAAGUCAGCAGAAAUUGUCAAAGAAUUUUUUCAGCUGUUUGCAGCUGGAUUUGUACCCACUAUUUUACCCUACGGGGAAAAGGGGGGAGCUACUGCUCUGUACCAUCACUUUCCUGUAGCCUGAGUCUGACAGAAGGACAUUUGUGUAUACUUUUCUUCUGUGUUGGAGAGCAUGGGGACCUUAGCUCAGACCUGAUGUAAGGACAUUCAGUGUGGUGGAAGCCAGAGGACAUUACUUGGGUGUACAAAGCUACUCCCGGAGCUAGAUCGUAUGCUAGACCCAGUGUUGUUGCAUGUGAGCAGGAGGUGGUGCAUUGUACGUUUAUGUGGGGAAUCUCCAGCCCCAGGAAGGCAUGACUCUGCUGUUCUGUAUUUCACCGGCAUCUCUC
Aquila chrysaetos chrysaetos is the source of this 6212-nucleotide messenger RNA. RefSeq names its product aspartyl-tRNA synthetase 2, mitochondrial (gene DARS2). Gene Ontology annotation, cellular component: mitochondrion; cytoplasm. Bases 49 to 1977 code for a protein of 642 amino acids. The transcript is spliced from 18 exons. The record is from RefSeq and is a predicted model, not a curated record. Gene Ontology annotation, molecular function: lysine-tRNA ligase activity; nucleic acid binding; aspartate-tRNA ligase activity. Gene Ontology annotation, biological process: lysyl-tRNA aminoacylation; aspartyl-tRNA aminoacylation. NCBI's taxonomy places the organism in Eukaryota, Metazoa, Chordata, Aves, Accipitriformes, Accipitridae.